GGAUAUGUCAAAGGAGAAAGACAAAAGAAGCUUAUAAUCGAAGCUAGAUUCAUUUUCGGAAACUCCUAUAGAGUGAGAGCUCUCAUCUGCAUUUGCCACUCCCCGCUAAAACUCCUCUUUAAUCGGAGUUUCUGGGUUUAGGGUGUUUACAUUUGGAGAUGAAGAAGAUAUUCGGAGGUCCAGGAACUGUGUUUGGUCUGUUACUUAGAAUCGGACAAUGUGCUUCUGCUGCUGCUUCAAUCGGCGUUAUGCUCUCUUCCACCGAGUUCUAUAACCGCACUGCCUUCUGCUACUUGAUUGCUUCGAUGGGUCUUCAGUUGCUGUGGAGCUUUGGCCUCGCAUGUCUUGAUGUUUAUGCUCUGAGGGGCAAGAAAGAUCUCCAAAACCCAAUCUUGGUUAGCUUAUUCGUCGUUGGUGAUUGGGUGACUGCAAUGUUAUCUCUUGCAGCUGCGUGUUCAUCAGCAGGAGUUGUAGUCUUAUUUGCCAGAGAUCUUAAGUAUUGCAAUAUCCGUGAGCAGUUUUCAUGUCUUAGGUAUCAAGUAGCUGUAGCGUUGGCUUUCGUCUCUUGGUUUCAGAUUGCUGUUUCUUCUCAUGUCACAUUUUGGAUCUUAGCCUCUGUUUAGUUUUCUUGAAAUGUUGAGAACAACAUCUUGUAGCUUUUGAUGAUGUAUAACGUUUGGUUCAAAUCAUAUGUUUCUUGAACUUAAAGCUUUUAUCACUUA
This is a messenger RNA of Brassica napus (rape), 722 nucleotides long. RefSeq names its product CASP-like protein 5B2. The record is from RefSeq and is a predicted model, not a curated record. The transcript has 3 exons. Bases 159 to 623 code for a protein of 154 amino acids. Lineage: Eukaryota; Viridiplantae; Streptophyta; Magnoliopsida; Brassicales; Brassicaceae. Gene Ontology annotation, cellular component: membrane.